AUGAAAUACGAAAGUAUCGCAUUAUUCAUUUCUUUGAUUAUUUUAAAUGAUGAAAUAUAUAAUAUCAUCGCGAAUCAACAAUUAAACAAUCCCACCUUGUUUAUGAUUGGCGGUGUUUUCUCUAAUAAUAAGAGUAAAAAAUGUUUCGAGCAAACAUUAAAUGAAUUAAAUUUCAACUUAAAUUACGUUAAUAAAGGAGUGACUUAUAAGCACACAAUAAUUGAAAUGGAUUCCAAUCCAAUUAAAACAGCUUUAAGCGUAUGUAAGUCUUUGAUAGAAAGACAAGUGUAUGCCGUAGUGGUAUCUCAUCCCCUUACAGGAGAUCUGUCACCAGCUGCUGUUUCUUAUACAAGUGGAUUUUAUCACAUACCCGUUAUAGGUAUAUCUUCGAGAGACUCAGCAUUCUCUGACAAAAAUAUUCAUGUUUCAUUCUUAAGAACAGUACCACCAUACUCACAUCAAACAGAUGUUUGGGUUGAACUAUUGAAACAUUUCAAUUAUAUGAAAGUGAUCUUCAUUCAUAGUUCGGAUACAGAUGGCCGUGCAUUACUUGGAAGAUUUCAGACAACUUCUCAAAAUUUAGAGGAUGAUGUUGAAAUCAAGGUUCAAGUAGAGUCUGUGAUUGAAUUCGAACCUGGUUUAGAUAGUUUCACACAACAAUUAAUAGAGAUGAAAAACGCGCAAGCAAGAGUUUACCUUUUAUAUGCUUCAAAAAUGGAUGCAAAUGUUAUCUUUCAAGACGCUGCAGUAAUGAAUAUGACCGGUGCAGGAUAUGUUUGGAUUGUGACAGAGCAAGCCUUAGAUGCGCCGAAUGCACCGGAAGGUCUUCUUGGCUUGAAAUUAAUUAAUGCAGAGAAUGAGACGGCUCACAUCAAAGAUAGCCUGAUAGUGCUUACAUCUGCUUUACAAGAGAUGAACAAGUCAAAAUCAAUUACAGAACCGCCGAAGAAUUGUGGAGAUUCUGGCUCUAUAUGGGAAACUGGCAAAAAUUUGUUUGAAUUCAUCCGCAAACAAAUAUUAUCAGGUUCUACUGGCAAAGUAGCGUUUGAUGAUAAUGGAGAUCGUAUUUUUGCGGAAUAUGACAUAAUUAAUAUUCAGGAGAAUGGUGAUCAAGUCUCCGUUGGACGAUAUUUUUAUCCAAAUGGUACUGAAAAAAUGAUAUUAAGUGUCAACGAAUCGAAUAUAACAUGGCCUGGCCGAUUACAAACUAAACCUGAGGGUUUCAUGAUUCCUACGCAUCUCAAAGUGCUCACUAUUGAAGAAAAACCAUUUGUCUAUGUUCGUGAAAUCGCAUUCAGUGAAUCAUGUCUUCCAGAAGAGAUUUUAUGUCCUCAUUUUAAUGUCACCGAUGGUGAAACUACAAAAACAUUUUGCUGCAAAGGAUACUGCAUGGAUUUAUUGAAAGAGUUAUCAAAGACUAUUAAUUUUACCUAUAGUUUGGCUUUAUCUCCCGAUGGACAAUUUGGCAAUUACAUAAUCAAAAACAAUUCAGUAGGAGGAAAAAAGGAAUGGACUGGACUUAUUGGAGAACUGGUAAACGAAAGAGCAGAUAUGAUUGUUGCUCCUUUAACAAUUAAUCCAGAACGUGCUGAGUUCAUCGAAUUUAGUAAACCAUUUAAAUAUCAAGGCAUCACUAUUCUUGAAAAGAAGCCAUCAAGAUCAUCAACCUUAGUGUCGUUCUUACAACCAUUUAGCAAUACUCUAUGGAUACUGGUAAUGGUAUCGGUGCACGUAGUGGCUCUAGUUUUGUACCUCCUCGACCGGUUUUCGCCUUUCGGGAGGUUCAAGCUAGCAAACACUGACGGUACCGAAGAGGAUGCUCUGAAUUUAUCUAGCGCUGUUUGGUUCGCUUGGGGAGUUCUUCUUAACAGUGGAAUUGGAGAAGGUACUCCACGAAGUUUUUCUGCUCGAGUGUUGGGCAUGGUAUGGGCAGGUUUUGCAAUGAUUAUCGUUGCUUCUUACACUGCCAAUUUAGCUGCAUUUCUUGUGUUGGAACGGCCAAAAACGAAAUUAACUGGUAUCAACGAUGCUCGACUUAGAAAUACUAUGGAGAAUCUUACAUGUGCCACGGUAAAAGGUUCUGCUGUAGACAUGUAUUUCCGUCGUCAAGUCGAAUUAUCCAAUAUGUAUCGUACAAUGGAAGCGAACAAUUACGAUACUGCCGAAGAAGCUAUUAGAGAUAUAAAAAUUGGGAAACUUAUGGCUUUUAUCUGGGAUAGUUCUCGAUUAGAAUUCGAAGCUGCUCAAGAUUGCGAAUUAGUAACUGCUGGAGAAUUAUUUGGUCGUUCUGGCUACGGGAUUGGUUUGCAAAAAGGUUCUUUAUGGGCAGAUGCAGUAACUCUUGCUAUUUUAGACUUCCACGAAAGUGGCUUUAUGGAGAGUCUCGACAAUCAUUGGAUUCUCCGAAGUAAUGUACAGCAAUGCGAACAACUUGAAAAAGCUCCCAAUACUUUGGGCUUAAAAAAUAUGGCCGGAGUGUUUAUAGUAGUUGGUGUUGGAAUUAUUGGUGGCAUCGGACUAAUUAUUAUCGAAGUAGCGUAUAAAAAGCAUCAGAUUCGUAAGCAAAAGAAGAUGGAAUUAGCAAGACAUGCAGCCGAUAAAUGGAGAGGUGCAAUUGAGAAUUCUAUGUUUAUUAGUAAAUUGCAAGCAGCCAGGACAAAUUAGGGGAGCAACGCAGGAAAUUCUAACAGAUCUCAGUAACAAAAAAGAAUACGAUUAUCAGAUGAACAUAGAUCAAAGCACAAAUAUUCAUCGCUUUGCAAGCUUCAAUAAUAAAAAUAAAUUAGUUAAUGCAAUGAGAUUCAACUUUUAAUGAAAAAGGUGUAAGCUACGAUGAAAAAAAAAAUAAUUAUCGUAUUCUACACCAAAAUUGCUUUUUUUAUAUUGCAUCAUACUGUUGGCUUUUUUAUACUGAUAAUUAUACUGAUACUAAUAAUAUCUUUUUAGUCUUUUCUUUUAAAAAUAUAUACAAAAAUUGAGAGAAAAUUUCUAGAUUUUAAUAUGCUACUGCAAAAAGCUAUCAUUAUUAUCAUAGAAGCACAAAAUAUCACUAUUUAUAAUUAAUUUUUAAUAUUUUUUAUAUAUUGCAAUACGAAUACAAUAGCAUUAGUUAAAGCAAUGAAAUGAAUGCAAUUGUUUAAAAUAUUUAAUAUCUAGUUUAUAUUUAGUUCAAUUUUUUGAUUUUUGGUUUUUGAAAUGCAGAAACGGAAAACUUUGCGGGCUUCGAUAGCUGCUCAACGAAGGAUUCAAAGUAACGGCUUUAACGAUCCUACAACCGUGAGUUUAGCAGUCGAUACGGUAGCUAGAUCAAACGUGACUCCACGAAGUCCUGGUCGAGCAUGGCCAGGAGAUAGUGAUAUCCGUCAACGUCCUAUUCCUCGUUCAGAUGAUAUCAGAUUAUCGCCAGCUGCAAACGUCUCACAUCUCAUUGUAUAAACAAACUAAAAUUUUUAUCUUAAUUUAUUAAUUACUUGUAUAUCAUAAAAUAUCAAAAUAUAUCAUUACCUGAAAAAUUUGUUAGAUGUGACAAUAUAUAUAAUUGUGUUAAGAGUAAUAAGAUUUGUUUUAUACAAUAAUAAAAAUCAUUGUUUUAAUAUGAUGUUUUAAUGCUCAAUAAAUAUACUUUAAUAUCAUAA
Messenger RNA from Apis cerana (Asiatic honeybee), 3635 nucleotides. It is a transcript of the gene Nmdar1, whose product is annotated as glutamate ionotropic receptor NMDA type subunit 1. Gene Ontology annotation, cellular component: membrane. Gene Ontology annotation, molecular function: signaling receptor activity; ligand-gated monoatomic ion channel activity. Lineage: Eukaryota; Metazoa; Arthropoda; Insecta; Hymenoptera; Apidae. The record is from RefSeq and is a predicted model, not a curated record. Gene Ontology annotation, biological process: monoatomic ion transport.